Messenger RNA from Hippocampus comes (tiger tail seahorse), 1356 nucleotides. It is a transcript of the gene six7, whose product is annotated as SIX homeobox 7. The transcript is spliced from 3 exons. The record is from RefSeq and is a predicted model, not a curated record. The coding region runs from base 176 to 913 and encodes 245 amino acids. Gene Ontology annotation, molecular function: RNA polymerase II cis-regulatory region sequence-specific DNA binding; DNA-binding transcription factor activity, RNA polymerase II-specific. Gene Ontology annotation, biological process: regulation of transcription by RNA polymerase II; eye development. Lineage: Eukaryota; Metazoa; Chordata; Actinopteri; Syngnathiformes; Syngnathidae. Gene Ontology annotation, cellular component: nucleus; transcription regulator complex.
ACCCACAUCACCCCACCCCACCCCAGCCCGGUCCUCUAAUCCUUCUUCAAACUAGCGCAGGGCUGCUAAUUGCACGCCGCUAUAAAUACCUCCCGAGUCCAGGCGGCCCUGGCUUUUUCCGCCACAGCGGCCCCCCGCGCAGCAUCUCUCCCUCGCCUCCUCCUUGACUUGCGACAUGUUCCCGCUGCCCAUGUUCACGGGCGAGCAGGUGGCCCGCGUGUGCGAGAACCUGGAGGAGACGGGCGACAUGGAGCGCCUGGCUCGCUUCCUGUGGUCCCUGCCGGCCGGGCAGGCCCUGAACCGCCACGAGUCGGUGAUGCGCGCCCGAGCCCUGGUGGCCUUCCACAGGGGCAACUUCGAGGCGCUCUACCAAAUCCUGCAAAGUCACCGCUUCACGCGGGAGUCUCACGCCAAGCUGCAGGACCUGUGGCUGGACGCGCACUACCGGGAGGCCGAGAGGCUCCGGGGGCGACCGCUGGGUCCGGUGGAGAAGUACCGCAUACGCAAGAAGUUCCCUUUGCCCCGAACCAUCUGGGAUGGCGAGCAGAAGACGCACUGCUUCAAGGAGAGGACGCGCAGUUUGCUGCGAGAGUGGUACCUCCAAGACCCUUAUCCCAACCCGUCCAGGAAGAGGCACCUGGCCCAGGCCACGGGACUCACGCCCACCCAAGUUGGCAACUGGUUCAAGAACCGGCGCCAACGAGACCGCGCCGCCUCCGCCAAGAACAGGCUGCAGCAGGAGCCGGCCCUCCUGCCCUCGGACCGGGAGUGCCCCCCCCGCCUGUUGGUGCCCUCCCCUCGCAACUUGGGCAGCCCCGAGGCCAGCGACUGCAGCACGGAGACCGAGCAAAGGGGCGCCGGCGCCUCCACGCCGGACAUCUCUGUCAGCAGCGACAGCGAAUUCGAGUCCUGAAACGGCGUGCGCCAAAGACAAGCGCGGCCGUGCCGGCGACGGCCUCCGGUGAGGUCUGGACUGUCCCGUGACGGGGGGCCAGGAUGUCACGCUUGAGAGGGGACAAAAAAAAAAAAACCCAAAACAAAGCAAGAAACGGCAUGCGCUUCCACAAGCCCCGUGACUUUGACCGCAUGGUCGUGGAAAAGGGCUCUCGAGAAAGAAGCCCUGUGUUCUUCAAGUGUUUCUUGUCGCAGUGCCUGGCUCCGCCGAGGUGGCAAAAGUACUCUCGCUCCGUACUUAAAAGUAGAAGUACGGAGACUUGUGUUCGAAGUAUUCAUUCACCUCCUUGAUUGAAGUCAAAAUUCACAAGUACAGACUCUGGGUUGGACUGAAGUACAAUCAAAUCAUUUUUCAUGUCGGUUAUAUCCCGUAGUCGUUUUGUCAACUUGCUGUCAUGGGGA